Messenger RNA from Polistes dominula (European paper wasp), 1552 nucleotides. It is a transcript of the gene cN-IIIB, whose product is annotated as cytosolic 5'-nucleotidase IIIB. The record is from RefSeq and is a predicted model, not a curated record. Lineage: Eukaryota; Metazoa; Arthropoda; Insecta; Hymenoptera; Vespidae. Gene Ontology annotation, cellular component: cytoplasm. Gene Ontology annotation, molecular function: magnesium ion binding; 5'-nucleotidase activity.
GUGAUGGUAAAUCUUUAUAAAAUUGUAUACAAUUCUGAAGCAACAUCAUUGGCUAAUAUGUCAAAUUAGAAACUAGUUAAAUGAUCAUUUAAGGUGUUCGAGUAGGUGAAUUAGUAAUUUAAUAGGUCAAGGGUAAAUGAAACUGUAUUGUGUGCACUGACCAAAAGAUUUAAAAAGAAAUAUUUAAUGAUGUUCAUUUGUUAAUUCAAUUGAUACUUAUUCAUUUGAAUUAAUUUUGCUUUUCUUUUGUGCAGAAAAAUGCCCGAUAAACUUACCAUCGAUGAUUUUCCCAUUUUCAAGUCAAAACAUGUUUAUAUCAAGGAUAUAAAUACUACAAUGAAUACGAUUAAUAUUAUGUUACGGGAUGGACCAGACCAUUUGCAGGUUGUUACAGAUUUUGACUUAACAUUAACAAAACAACAUGUUGAUGGUAAAUUGGUGCUCAGCAGUUUUGGUUUGUUUGGAAAAUGUAAUCAAUUACCAUCUUCAUAUACGAAUGAAUCUAAACGAUUGUAUCAAAAAUACAGACCUAUAGAGAUAGAUCCAAAUUUAGCUUUAGAAGAAAAAAUAGAAGCUAUGAGCGAUUGGAUGACUUCUGCUGAAAAAUUAUUAAAAGGAAUAGAAUUUGAUCCUAAAGAAUUAUCCGAAGUGGUACAAAAACAUGGUACACCUUUACGUGAUGGUACCAAAGAACUUUUGGAAAAAUUAAAUGACGCUAACAUACCAGUUCUUGUAUUCAGUGCUGGUUUAGGGGAUGCUGUAGAAGCAGUUUUAAAAUGUCAUCAAGUUUUGUUUAAUAAUGUUAAAAUUAUAUCGAAUUUUCUUAAAUAUAAUGGCAAUCAAAUAGACGGAUUUAAAAAUCAAAAAUUAAUACAUGUUUUUAAUAAAAAUGAACAUGCCAUGGAACAAGAUUAUUUUAAAGUCAUCGAAGGAAGACGACAUGUAUUAUUAAUGGGUGAUACAACUGGAGACGCAAGUAUGGUCGAUGGUAUGGAUGACACAGUUGCAGUUUUAAAAAUUGGAUUUUUGUAUGACAAAGCAGAGGAAAAUCUGCACAAUUAUAUGAAUGAAUUUGAUAUCGUAUUAGUAGAUGAUCAAACGAUGGAAGUACCAACAGAAAUAUUAAGACCUAUAUUAAAAUAAAUUGUAUUAAGAUUUAGAAAUUAUUUAUAACUUAUUUCAAUGAACAAUAUUUAACACGAGAUAAAUAAUAAGUUAAGCUAACAGUGUAUAAAAGCUUUUAUAUUAAGUAUGUUCUCUAUACUGGAUUCUACAUCCGAAUAUUUAUUUAUUGAAUACUUUGUUAUGCAUAUUUUAAUGUAAUUAUGUUAAAAUAGAGGUUUUCUACACUUAAAAACUAUUAUAUCUUUACGCUGACUUACCAAUUCACAAAAAUAGAGUCGAUUUUCUUAAAGAUUAACGAUAUUGCCUAUUGUGAUGAAUCUUCAAUUUCACUGCCUCCGAAUAUCAUGUUGUUUUUUUAAUUGUAUGUGAAAUGUUAUAUUCAAUUCUUAUAUGGUGUGAACUGUUAAAUAUAUCUUAUAAUUCAUAA